Pistacia vera is the source of this 1469-nucleotide messenger RNA. RefSeq names its product probable glycosyltransferase At5g03795. Gene Ontology annotation, molecular function: glycosyltransferase activity. The transcript has 4 exons. Lineage: Eukaryota; Viridiplantae; Streptophyta; Magnoliopsida; Sapindales; Anacardiaceae. The record is from RefSeq and is a predicted model, not a curated record. Bases 335 to 1327 code for a protein of 330 amino acids.
CUACUCUAGAUAUCCCAUUGCUGAAGAAAAUUCUUAAAGAAAUAAGCUCUGACAAAUAUUUAUUGCUUCAAAGCAAUGUGAUGAAGAGCUGUUGCCAAUUGAUCAAAUAGAAUACAGGCGUAAUCGAGAAUCUUUAAUUGGACACUUACCGAUUUCAGCUGUAACCCGACAAACCAUCCCAGUUGCACUUCACAAUGCUUCAAAAAACUUGUUUGAAUCAUUGGAAACUGCUACGUUGACAGAGGAUAACCGUCAGUUGGGUUUGAAAGGGAUCUCUGCAAGUGACAACGAGGUUUACCAUGAUGGUGAUGUCUUUCUAAAAGACUAUAAAGAAAUGAAUAGGAGCUUUAAGAUAUAUGUAUAUCCUCACCGCCAAGAUGAUCCCUUUGCAAAUAUACUCUUGCCCACACAAGAAGAGCCUACCGGUAAUUAUGCGAGUGAGCAUUAUUUCAAGAAUGUUCUGAUGAAAAGCCACUUCAUUACAGAGGACCCAAGCGAGGCAGAUCUUUUCUAUAUGCCUUUCUCAAUUGUAAAGAUGCGGCAUGACCCCAGGAUUGACGUACCAGGUAUCCCAUAUUUUGUCAGAGAUUACGUCUUCAACAUCAGUCAAAGGUACCCUUAUUGGAAUCGAACAGGUGGGGCAGAUCAUUUUUAUGUUUGUUGUCAUUCCAUUGGUAAGAAAGCUGCACAACAAGCAGCUUCUGUGAAACUCAAUGCCAUUCAAGUUGUUUGCUCUGCAAACUACUUUGUAUCGCCGUACAUUCCUCAUAAGGAUGCAUCUAUGCCACAAAUUUGGAAUAGACCGCAAGAAGAUCCCCAAAACCUUGUUUCAUCAGAAAGGAAUAAGCUUGCAUUCUUUGCUGGAAGAAACAAUUCUCCAGUACGAGAAAGGGUUCAUCGAAUUUGGGGAAAUGAUACUGAGAUCAGAGCAAAUUCUGUCUGGGUUAGCAAUAUUGCUGAAGAGCAGCUUGGGAGCAAGUUCUGCCUCCAUGUCAAAGGCUAUGAAGUAAAUACAGCCCGUGCUUCUGAUGCUCUACUUUACGGUUGUGUUCCAGUGAUCAUUGCUAAUCACUACCAUCUUCCAUUUGCGGACGUUGUAAAUUGGAAGAGCUUCUCAGUAGUCCUUGAAGACGGAGACAUUCCAUCACUGAAAAAAAUCCUGAAAGGUAUAAACUCUGAACAAUAUUUGAUGUUACGAAGGAAUGUGUUGAAGGUGCGUAAACAUUUCCAGUGGCAUACUCCACCGGUUGAUUAUGAUGCAUUUUACACAACCAUGUAUCAGUUGUGGCUCAGGAGAAGUGCUGUCAGGAUUUCUUCUGUUGUGUGAACUCCAUUCAGAAAUUUAUGUCAAAUGGCAUUUUUAUCAAAUUUUUAGCUUUUGUACUCCUACAGAAGCUUGAAACAUUGUGUUUAAUCCACUAUUAUGCAAUAAAAUUCUCAUAAAGAGAGAGCUCAGAAUCUGGUUCAAA